AUGUCCUCACCUCAGAAAUUCCCCGGCUCACCAGGAACUACGGCGCCUCUACGCCGUGGUCUCUUCAAAGAUGGUCUUUGGUGUUGCAACUGCCCAGAACGUCCUGUCGCCGUUCGCCGUGAAACUAAGAAACAGGGACCAAAUUUCGGGAAAUGGUUUUGGACUUGUGCGCAACCGUCACAUUUAAAAUGCAGCUUCUUCCUGUGGGCAGAUGACGCUACAAUGCGUGAGCAAGCAGCCGUUCUAGCCAACUCUCGAUCUGAGCUCGACCCUAUCUCGCUUACGCCAUCAAGACGGACUCCAGGACGUAUGAACAACGGACUACUCACUCCAAAAACUGAGCGCAGAUUCAUCGAUACCCCACAGCGCAACUUCAAGUCGCCCCCAAAGACAGCCAAGGCCAGAAUGAUUUCAGAAGCGUCGGAUGAUUUUGGUUGGAACAACGACUCGGAUGAAAAUGAUGAGCUUUUCAAGGCACUCUCUUCUAGCCAGACCGAGGGCUUCAUCUCACAACCCAACUUCUAUCCCGAAUCCCCGUUCAAGACCCCCCGCACCGCCGCGGUUACCUCACCCGGCAAGCGCAAAUUGGCGGAAGUCACCAAUUUUAAUUCCAUCUAUGAUCAGUCUGCACCAGCGACGCCAUUCUCCUCCCGCUCCUCCCGCACCGAUAUGUUUCCUCCCUCGUCCGCGGAACUAUGUAUGACACCUACACCUAGCAAAUACAACGACGUCCUCUCUGCAGAUUCUAAGUUUGACACCUCAGAUCUUGCGAAGAGUCUGCUUGCUAUUCUGGAAAAGCACAGUGUUGUUUUACCAAACAAAGCGCAUGAUGAGGUGGUCUCGCUGCUUGACCGGCAGGACUUGAAGACGCAAGGAAUCAUUCGUGGGCGAGAUUUGACGCGGCUGGCAUUAAAGAAGAAAGAUGGCGAAAUUAACAAGCUGCAACACCGCGUUUCCAAUCUGGAAGCCCAAAGGGAACUGGACCGUUCUCUUAUUGAGGGGAUGAAACCCUAUUGA
Molecule: messenger RNA, 1017 nt
Organism: Penicillium digitatum Pd1
Lineage: Eukaryota; Fungi; Ascomycota; Eurotiomycetes; Eurotiales; Aspergillaceae
Source: RefSeq, a predicted model, not a curated record